Messenger RNA from Drosophila gunungcola (fruit fly), 3580 nucleotides. RefSeq names its product vacuolar protein sorting-associated protein 54 (gene scat). Gene Ontology annotation, biological process: retrograde transport, endosome to Golgi; Golgi to vacuole transport. Gene Ontology annotation, cellular component: GARP complex. The transcript is spliced from 3 exons. Bases 489 to 3290 code for a protein of 933 amino acids. The record is from RefSeq and is a predicted model, not a curated record. Lineage: Eukaryota; Metazoa; Arthropoda; Insecta; Diptera; Drosophilidae. Gene Ontology annotation, molecular function: syntaxin binding.
GAGUCCUUGCUUUCCGGAUAUUGUGUGUGCUUCCGGUUCCUCCCGUUCGGAUUCAAAAAGCCGGUGCGUCGCAAUUUCGCUCAAGCUAAAUAUCGACUACCAGUCGCCAGCUGAUUUUUGCCAAUAGCUAGUGUUGGAAAACCAUCAUGCACGCUUGACCGUGUACAGCCGCCGUCAGCUGUCAUUCAUCCCGUUGGCGCUUAGCAACACUGCAGUUCGUCAUAAUAUUGUUCCACUUACAAUUGCUCAAUUAAGCGACCGAAGCAACAGAAACACCCAGAAAUCGGACGAAAUGCGCCAAUUCCAGCAACAAUAAACAGCCAACGAGUGUGGAGUCAACGCAGGGCGACCAAAAUGAAACAUCUGCCGAAAACGGCCGUCGAGCGAAGGUAGAAAACAAACAUUGACAUAACACGUCAACGAUUGGGAGCAGGCAAACCACCAGGGGAAACCAUACGGCGCGGAACUUUAGCCGCAGAGCAUGUGUUAUGGCCACGACAAGGUCCGCCGGAGAUGCCGCCACGUCCGUUAGUUCGGGAUUGGGGUCCGGAAACCCCGGGCUCCGGAAGCUGUCCACGGCCAGUGGCGGAGGAGGGACGGCGCCCAGCUGGCAGAGCUGCUACUACUGCACCAGGGAGCAUUUUAAGACCAUCAGCGACUUUGUCAGUCACCUACGAAAUCGCCACUGCACCCGAGAGGGCGGCUCCUUCGUGUGUCGCUAUGGCUUCAACGGAGUAUGCGCCUCUCUUCCACUGGACGGAGUCUCGGAUCGCGACUACGACGCCCAUGUGGCCAAGUACCAUGUCAACCAGCACACGCGCGAGAUGCCUCCCGAAUGGGGAGUCUACUCGGCCGCCCAGAACCUGCCAGCCGUGCUCAACGAUCCUUCGCGGGGCAAGCAGAGCAAUCUCUUCACCAAGAAGUGGGGCGAGCAUUUUGUGGAGCGGAGUCAUGUGCCGCCAUCUCCCCGCUUGCCGGAUAUAACGCAUGCUGACUUUUCCGUGUAUCUGGGGAGCAUUGGGAAGCGAUAUCGCUGGCAUGAGCGCCGCCAGCAGCAAGUGGAGCGAGACAAACCGCUGGAUAAUGGAGCACAAGGGGCACCUGGACCGCAGACACCCACCCACUUGAGUUCGGUGCCCGAGAUCUUUCUGAAAUCGCAGCUACAGCUGCAUCACCCGGCCACCUUCAAGCAAGUGUUUCCCAAUUACAUGCAAACAACGGCUUCCAGUCCGGAAACACACCAGCAGACAGGCCGCCAGCUGCAGGAACAGCUGAGUCUCUACCUGGACAUGGUGGAGGUCAAGAUUGCGCAGCAGGUCUCACAGAAAUCGGCUGCCUUCUUUCACGCCAUGACCACGCAGCAUGCCAUUUUGGCCGAAAUGGAGCAGGCGGCGGACCAAGUGCGUCAGUUGCGGUCAGCACUGGCCCAACUCCACAGCCACUCGGUUGUGGACAGCUUUAAAGUGCUGCGUUUCGCCCAACGAAGACAGCACUACAACCUCACGCUGGACAAACUCCGACUGAUGGCCACCGUGCACAAGACGCAACCGAUGCUGCAACUCCUCCUGGGCACCCAGGACUAUGUGGCUGCCCUGGACCUGAUAGGAACCACCCAGGAAAUCCUUUCCGCCGAAUUACUCGGCAUUCACUGUUUCAAGCACCUGCCCAUGCAGCUCAGCGAAAUGGAGAAGCUAAUCGACAAGAUGCUCACCACGGAAUUCGAACGCUAUGCUGCCGCGGAUCUCAAUCGGCCACUGUCCGAUGGCCUCCGGGAAACGGAUAGCGUUUGCGCCGAGGAGGACAAACUGGUGGCCAUUGUGAUGGGUCUGCUGCGCAAGCAGAACUUCUCCUUCGUUCAGUCCUACCAGCAAGAGGCCAUUGCCACCAUUCGGGCUAUCAUCAAACAGCUGCUGAUCGAGGUGUUGGCGCGCAGUGACAGCGAUCAGGAGAUCAGUUUAACGGGUCACGGGGAGCAGGCCUUGGAGCUCACCCUGCCGGAAUGGAUCGCCCUGCUCCUGCGAUCCAGCCAGGCUCUGGUCUCCAUUCUCGAACGCAUUAAAACCGUUGUGGGUAUUAUGCAACAAACAGCAGACGCAGCUGUGGGAGCCCAGGAUGCAGUGAAUCUGAUAGAUUCGGAAGCCUUUCUGAGUCCCGGACACCAUGAGCAAUUGCGUUGCCAGUUGCAGCAGCUCCUGCAAGCCGUCUGCCACUACUGCCAUGAGCGUUGUGCCAAUAUUGUGUCCCCUCAGAGCUUGGAAAAGAGUUCGGCGAGUGAGCAGGAGCUCUGCCAGCUCUCGGAGAUUGUGGAUCAGUUUGGCGAGACAACGCGCAGCAUUUGCGGAGUGGCCAGUGUGCCGCUUCAGCUGGCUUUGAAAGUCCAAGCCUCGCGAUACGCUCAAAGGUUCCAUUCUGAACGGAAGCAGAAGUUGUCCCUGCUUUUGGACCAGGAGCGCUGGCGCCAGGUGGACAUUCCGCACGAGUUUCAGAGGAUCAUCGAGCGCAUGGCCGCAGGGGACUACGCAAAGCCAGAGAUGGGUAAUCUUAUAAGCAAUGGCGCAGGCAAUCCCGUGCUCCUGGUGGAAGGCAAACAACCAUACACUUUGGUCAGUGCUUCGCUUAUGCUUAUCCGUAUGUUGUACGAAUACGGGGGAAGUGCCCAUAGGCUGCCAUUGCUGUCCAGCUAUCAUGCGAGGAAUGUGGUGGACCUGCUGCGGUGUUUCAACUCACGAAGCUGCCAACUGAUCAUCGGUGCAGGAGCAAUGCGGGUAGCUGGGCUAAAGACCAUUACCAGCACCAAUCUGGCACUAGUUUCCCGAGCACUCCAACUGGUUCUUUGGCUGCUGCCCAAACUGAAGGAGCACUUCCAGGCGAUGAGUGGAUACGAGGCCAUCGAGCGAGACUACCAGGGUCACAUCAAGGAGAUCGAAAACAAAAUACAUGGCAUAGUCUCGGAGAGGCUGGCAGCCCAACUGGAAGCCUGGGAGGCACGACCGCCCAUUCCUUCCCAGACCUUCCGCCACAUCUCCAGGCAUCUGGUGAAACUGCACGAGGCAAUCGCCGGAGUGCUGCCGGAGGCGCAGAUCCACGAGAUCUACGGCGUGGUGCAUCGGAACUUCAAGGACAAGCUGCGGGAACAGCUGCUCAAGUUGAAUGUGAACAACAAUGGGGGUCCGCAGCACGGUGUGGUGACAUCGGAGCUGACCUUCUACAUGGAGACGCUGCGCACACUGAAAGCCCUGCCCGCCGAGCAGCUGGACAACGGGAUUCUGGAGGAGAUCUGGCUCUACUGAGCAUUCCGAAGUAUUCCAUCGGGCCGAAGCGGUGCACCUCCGCCGCCCAGCCGAGUUCCUCGUCUUGAUUGUUUGUUAUCCUUGUUUUAUUUAUAGAUUUUAAAUUUUCGCGUCCAUUCGGUCUGUAUUUUGUUGGCUCCACUGUACAUUGCUUGUACUUUUAUGUUCCGCCCCAUAGAAACGAAAAUCGAAAAUGUGUAUCUUUGUUGCGCACUUUUUAUAACACUUAAGCUUAAAGUCAAUGAAAGGGCUUAUGAUUAAAGAAUAGUAAAUAAACAAAACAUUUUAAA